Amoebophrya sp. A25 is the source of this 1058-nucleotide messenger RNA. NCBI's taxonomy places the organism in Eukaryota, Dinophyceae, Syndiniales, Amoebophryaceae. The record is from the annotation of a GenBank genome assembly.
AUGUUCCCUAUCAAAUAUCCGGAAAUUUGGGAGAUGUACUAAGACAUUUCAAAUCAGGAUUCAAAAUUAUCUUCUUGAACAAUUUCAAGGCUGAUCUUCAUUAUGGCAUCGUCAAGUAGAACAAGCAAAUAUGCCUGAAAGCAGUCAUGAUAAACAUCACGUUGAUGCACCACCUCCCGUUUUUAGGCACAUUCAUCUCUAGAAACAACUCAUACUCAAUAGGUACAAGCAGCACGAGGCCUCUUUUUGGACCGCAGAGGAGAUUGAUCUCUCUCAGGAUAUGACCGACUGGGAUAAGCUGAGUGCAAACGAGCAGCACUUCCUAAAGCACAUUUUGGCCUUCUUCGCUGGAUCUGAUGGCAUUGUGCUCGAAAAAUUGAACCUGAACUUCGCAUCCGAAGUGCAGCUGCCGGAAGCGAGAGCCUUUUACGGAUUUCAGGCAGCCAUGGAAAACAUCCACAGCGAAACCUACUCGCUUCUGAUCGAUCAAUACUGCCGUAACUCUACUUUCACUAGCAAUUUGUAUCUGAAUUUGACUUAAUAGUUAGUUGAUGUGUCUGGAAGAUGCUCAUACUUAGAGGGUUCGUUCAUUCUCUACUGCUCUUCCUCGUUGUUCUGAUUUGCUACAAAAAGUAGAUUCUUUUCCAUCUACAGACAACUUUUCCAUCUACAGACAAUCUUCAUCUUGAAAUUUUCAUCCUUCUAACUCUACUCAGGUAACGACGAAGCUGAGAAGACGAAGUUGUUCAACGCGAUCACGACUAUUCCAGUGAUUGAGAAGAAGGCCAAGUGGGCCUCCAGCUGGAUGAAUGGAAACCUCUGCUUCGGUAUGCGCUUAGUGGCAUUCGCAUGUGUAGAAGGGAUUUUGUUUUCCGGAUCCUUCUGUGCCAUCUACUGUUAAGGCUUCCGCUUCCAAAUCCAUCUUGUUCUUGACAGACAGGCCUCCUGAAGAGGGUUUCGGGUUUUCAAGGGUAAAAGGUACUCAGUCUCAGGAUGCAUCUGGAGAUGGAUUGCGGCGAGCGCUAAUACGCGUUGAAGAAGCGUGGUUUGAUGCCAGG